UCCAUGGUUACAAUCGGACCACAUUUUUGAGAGGCCACUUGAACAGUUCUCGGUUAUACUUCUGUCGAAUGCCAGGUACCAAAGUUGAGAUUAUUCACCUUAUCCACUAGUGGGUCACUCCAACACAUCACUGGUUGACUAACCGUGCUGGAGUUGGAGAUACAAUAAAUUAUCAGAGUUGAGUUGACAAAAGGAACCUACUAACAUAUUGUAUGUACAUAUUCUCUCGGUCGGAUAGACAUAGGUUGUUUCUGCAGAACCUAAGCGCGGUAUUGCUAGUUCUUUCCAAGUGCAACGCCAAAAGAUACCCGUCAUCUUUUGUAUGCCCUUGUUGUGGUAGAGGUGGCUCUUCUGUGGUCAGACCCUAUUCAUGUUACUCGACAUACGUGCCCUAUCCAAGACGUUGGACAUUCACUACAGUCUAUAUCAUCAGUGUUCAACAUCUCGUUUGUCUCUCCCAUAAAAUUAUCGUUAAAUAACUUUUGCUUCAGAUCGCCAAGAUUUGAUUUGAAGUAGCCCGAGAUCUGCCGUUGUAGGGAAAUUGUAAGGAUUUAUCUUGGCAAUCCUCAUGCCGAUCUCACCUAGCGAUAUGAUAUAGUAUGUACCAAGAUGGUUAGGUGGAGGGUCUAU
Aspergillus alliaceus is the source of this 630-nucleotide messenger RNA. RefSeq lists its product as uncharacterized. Lineage: Eukaryota; Fungi; Ascomycota; Eurotiomycetes; Eurotiales; Aspergillaceae. The record is from RefSeq and is a predicted model, not a curated record. The transcript has a single exon. Bases 213 to 479 code for a protein of 88 amino acids.